AUGUUGUGGCUGUAUUAAAACAAAACUUUAAUAAAUUGCAAAUAAUCAUCACUCAACCUACUAUAUUAAAUGUAGGCUCUACUUUUGAAAGAAACAGUAACUAUUCUUUCGAACGUAGCCGAGCGGAGUUUGUGGGACGUCCUUCGGUGACACGCUGAGGGAGGGGGCGGAGGGAUCUGCUCUCAGCAGCACGCUCUCGCUCUGCCUGGUGACGCAGUUGGUUGCUAGGUGUGAAUGAACUGAUGCUUUCUCAGAAUUAAGCAGCUCCUCAGUUUACAGGUCGACCACAACAAAGCAACAACUCGUCCUUUUUUGCGGAUAUUCCGAGCUAAAAGAUGGCUCUUUGAACUCGUGAAGUUUUCGGACCCGUGAAGAAACCGUGCCUUGCUUCAGCAACGCACCUCAAGUGCUCUACCUUUUUUUCUGCAAGAAUGGAGUUUCAUUAUGCACACCCUGCCCUGCUCUCUGUGGCCCAUCUGUCAGACGCUGCUUGCUCUCAGCAUAUGCUUGGACUUGGACUGAAUCAAAGCACCAUCAGACAAUAUGAUGGCAACAUCAGCUCCUGUUUGGAAGACUCUUCGUGUCUACCCGGCAGACCCCCUCGCUCUCUCUCACCCACAGGCUAACCACAGCCAAUCACAGGGGUGCAGGGGGGAGGUGUCAGAGGAGACUCAGCACUUAAUUGGUGAGUUGCAGCGAGUACGCUUUUUUAUAUUUUUCCCCGUUCCAGGUGGGAUCGGCACUGCAGCACAUUCGUCCUUCUCGAACAGUGAUGGUCUCACUGGCUGGAUGACGGAAGAAGUGGAUUUCUCCUCGUACCUCCCAAACCCUCCUUCCCCUCCCUCCUCCACCAAUGCCUCCCUUCCCCCUUCACCCCUUCAGAAUGAUAUCCAGGUGCCCUCGGACUUGGAGGUCAUGACCUCUCUGCUGCAAGAGGAACUGGCCCAACUAGAGGACUACUUCCUGUCUGAACCACUGCCAGAGAAAGGGCCGAGGCUGGGAAAAUGGGACAGGGGUCCACUGCCGACGGGUCCUCAGCCGUUCACUCAGCUGCCAUACGCAUCAUACUCCACGUCCAACCAAUCGGAAUCCAGCCCACUCCUUGUUACCCUGGCAACCGGUGAACUGGACCUGCUGAGCAUCUGUGGCGGGCCCAUUGGGCGAUCCAAAAUUCCUAGACACGCCCCGUACAGCUGCAGUCGCCCCACUGGGUGUGUGAGGAAAAGAGUUCCUGACGGGACAAGGUUCCUCGAGGGCUAUGAUAACAGUUUGUUGAGUUCCAAAGGAAGUAACUCAGGUAACUCGGCCGUGACCCUCACCGGUAGCUACGACUGUGUAGAGGACGAGCAGCUGGUAGGGAAAAGCUACUGUCUGGGUAGUGCAGUCGAGGUCAGAAGAUGUGCCGCUCUACCAAAAGACGAGAAAAAUUGCUGUUUCAGUCAAGAUGUCAUAGGUGGUUCCAAGGUUGUCGGCGGUGGAUUUGGCUUUGGCGGAUCACUUGAUGUCCCGCACAAAAAAGAGGAUCUGCUGAUGUAUAGCAUGAGGGAGGUCAGCGGAGUCACCGGUAACAAUGAGGUGCUGAAUAAUAUCAAAGCUAGUAUGGAGGUCACUAAAGCCUCAUGGAAGACAGAGAGCAGUGAAGGUUGUUAUCUUCCAGCAGCACCGCAGUCAGAGGCCUUUCAUAGCUUCUUAGGCAAUAUCAACGAACAGGUGAAAUCAGAGAGUCUACGGAUAGGGCAGCAUGAUUUGCACUGUAAUUUCCUGGAGGAUCAGGGCCCAGAGUGUCUUUUAAUGUCUAGGGAGAGUCUGAACAUGGAGUCUCCGUGUCACAGACAAGCAUGCAGGCUAAAUGAAGAAGACCACUGUGCUUUAAACUACGAAGACGACCUCAUUCCAGGUGAAGGCGGCGAGCGCAAACAGAAGAAGAGAGAUCAGAACAAAACUGCCGCUCACAGGUAUCGCCAGAGAAAAAGGGUGGAGCUUGAUACUUUGGAGGGACAGUUGCAUGGCCUUGAAGGGAGGAACCGGGAGCUCCGGGACAAGGCAGAGUCGGUAGAACGUGAAAUCCAGUACGUCAAAGACCUGCUGAUUGAAGUUUACAAGGCCCGCAGCCAAAGGCUCAAGCAGGACACAACAGCGUAACACCGAGCUCCUGCAAGUAUAUUUAAAGUGGGCGUAACAGGGAAGAUGUGGCGCCUUUUUGUGUCUUUUAAGAUUGUCCAGAAAUGAAUGUUUGAAUUUUUUUUAAAUGCAUGCUUUGCUAACGUGAAUGAUUUUUGACAGUUAAAACCAACACUUUAUCCGAUGCAUCCAUUGCUUUCGCUCUCUCUAAUCACUUGAGCCUGCACUGUGGCAUUGCAAUGCUUUAAAUGACAAUCAAUUAAAAAAGAUAUUGCACUGCGUGGAUCUACUAAUUGAAGUACAGUUAUUUCUGGGAUUUUUUUUUUCAUUAUGCGGGUUUAAUAAUUUAACAGCCUUACAUUUGAAUUGAUGUCAGCGAUAGAAAUUCAUAUUUUAAAUUUACAAUAACUGUACUAUACUUUUAAUAGUUGAGGUUGUUAACCAUGUGGUUGGUGUCACUAAGUGAAACUGCAUCGCUUCCUUUUUGAUUUCAUAUUUUAAACCAAAUACUUUUCUACAAUCAUGUUCUCGCAUCGCUUGUACAGCAAAUGUUAUUUUAACUGUUUUGAAUAUUUUAAAAUACUCGAAUUGGGCUUGAAGAUGUAUUGACUUUUACAAUUGCGGCUAAUGUAAAGAAGAGCACAAAAUAAUUUAUUCAACCUUAACUAUUGGUUGGCAAUUUCAAUAAAUGUUUUGGACAAUUUAUUUUAUUGACUUAAAGGUAGGGUAGGUAAGAAUGGAGAAACCAGCUCGAGUGCGCUAGAAUUUGAAAGUAAAGUGUUUCUGAAGUGAAUUACCUACCCGACCUUUAAGGUUAUACAACCCAACAUGUUUUUUGAUGUUUUGAGAAUGUAAUUCCUUUUUUUCCUAUUUAUUUUACUGAAUGUGAAACAUUUAGAUUUUACCCUGCGUUGUUGGAAACAUUAUUUCGUCCACUGUAUGUACAUUUGUAUUUUUUUUCCUGAUAUUUGCAUUACUUUAAAUGUAACAAAUGACUAGUUUUUUUUCCAUAUGAUAAAUUUGUGACCAAAAAAGUUGAUCAAUGACACUGUUAACGGAGGAAACUGAAAUGUGAUUGUGUUUGUGGGGUAUUUGUAUAAAUGUCUUCUAUUGCAAAUUAUACAAUCUACUUUGCAGCUCAGGAUAUGCAAUCUGUCCUCCUGUCAGGAUGAUCCAGGCAGACUUCCAUACUUCAUUGUACACGCUAAAUAUUUCAGUGCUACUGGCGUACAGGUUUUCCUUAUGUAAAAAAACAUUUGUCUUUGUAUAAUAUUUUAACUAGUGGAGUUUUAGCAGCUUCCCUCGGCAUGUUUUUCCAUAAACGGAGUAGAAAAUGUAGAUUUCAGAAGUUGGGGAUUGUUUCUCUGAAGUGCUUGUUAAGGCAAUAACUUUUAUAGGCCUCUGGCUGAUCUGCACUAAUUUGUAAGAACUUUUGUAUGUUCAGGGAGUAGAGUGUGUUACUUUGUCGAAAGUUAGCUCAAAAAGAGUCAUUGGGAUGUUUGUUCAGGCUUUUGUGUUAGCUUUGGUGUAAGGGAAUUGUGUAUAAAUUAUUUUUCAAUUUGAUUUGUUGCUACGCAAAUAAACCUACAAUUACUGCCUAUAUCGUUAUAUAUUUUUGCAUUUAUUUUAAGACAAUCAUGGAUAUGAAAGUUAUCUUUUAGAGAUUUAUUUAUCAUGUGUAUUUUUUGUAUUUUUUGGAAAAAAAAAGGCAUCUCACUUUGUUCAACCAGUCUGCGGUGUACUAUCAACUCCCGAUUGUUAAAACCAAAAAUGUUAUGUUCAUUUAAUCAUAUCUGCACAUUUCCUUUUUGUGACGUAACGUUUUUUUUCUUCUAAAAGAAAUAAAGUGUGGCUCGAAGAAGCGGUC
This is a messenger RNA of Gymnodraco acuticeps, 3988 nucleotides long. It is a transcript of the gene atf5a, whose product is annotated as activating transcription factor 5a. The coding region runs from base 544 to 2142 and encodes 532 amino acids. The transcript is spliced from 4 exons. Gene Ontology annotation, cellular component: nucleus. Lineage: Eukaryota; Metazoa; Chordata; Actinopteri; Perciformes; Bathydraconidae. The record is from RefSeq and is a predicted model, not a curated record. Gene Ontology annotation, biological process: regulation of transcription by RNA polymerase II. Gene Ontology annotation, molecular function: DNA-binding transcription activator activity, RNA polymerase II-specific; RNA polymerase II transcription regulatory region sequence-specific DNA binding.